GUAUUCCAUUCAUGGCCAUUGAGAAUGAAGGAUCAACAGAAAGGAUAAAUGGAACGUACUGCUAUGUAUUGCGUCUUUAUGGUCGCCUAAUUAACGGCCAAAAGGCACUGGUAACUCUUAUGGACAUUCAGGUUUUCUUUGACAUUCUCGUACCAGACGGAGAGACUCCAGAUAAAUGCGAAGAAAAGGUAGCCCGAGAGAAUGGUAUUCAACUCUCUGGAUGGUCUACAAUAAACAAAUAUAUUCACAAGCAAGGCAAAGGGAUCAGCCCGCUUUCUCUCUUACGAGAUCGUACUCUUGUUCUCACUUGGGAUAUAGAGACGCAAUCACAAGAAUUGGGUGAAUUUGCUGAAGUCCUUGAUCUGAAUAAUAAUGUUUUUAUGAUUUCUAUGACAUUGCAUUGGAAAGAUGAUCCAAAACCAUUAAAGCAAAUAUGUCUUGUCGAUGUUGAAAUAGAACCAGACCCACACUGGAUCACAAUCAUUUGCGGAAAUCAACGAGCAUUUGCCCCUGAUAUCCAUGUUGGGUUUAACGAUUCAGACUAUGAUUGGUGUUUUAUUAUGGAAAGAGCAUAUCAUCUCAACAUACUCGAAUGGAUGUGGGAGCGAAUGACAGGAAAGUUCGAAACAAAGGAAGAAAUUCUAAAGUGGAAAUACCGUGGAAAGAUAGGAGCAAAAUCUGAAAAUGAUUUCCUGAAAAAGCAUCCUGUUAAGGCUCCCGAGGAAGGUGAAGAGGAUCUGGAGGAGAAAGAAUAUAUGGGGGGUCCAAUUAGAAUCAAAAUUAGUGCAGAAGAUUAUUUUACUUCUAGCUUCCUUAAACUGCCAGGUUGCGUACCAAUUGACGUCCGAGUAUGCCUCAAAAAACGUUUUCCUCAUUCUGAAGUCGAAAAGGAAGGCUCACUUAAAUUCUUCCUACAAAAAUUCAGUCUUGACAGUAAGGCUGAUAUGCCAUAUGAUAAAAUGUAG
Messenger RNA from Funneliformis geosporum, 965 nucleotides. NCBI's taxonomy places the organism in Eukaryota, Fungi, Glomeromycota, Glomeromycetes, Glomerales, Glomeraceae. The record is from the annotation of a GenBank genome assembly.